AUGAGGCUCGCUCUAGUGCUUCUACUGCUGCUGCUGGGUGCGACCGCCGCCUUGACGGAGACGGACCCUCGGCCCGCACCGUUCGUGGACAUUGUCGGCGCGGCGUGCACCAAACGCUCCGACUGCGGCUACGUGCCGGCGCUCGCCUGCAUCGAGGGGUCAUGCGAGUACUGCCGCCCUACCGCGCACGACUGCGGAGACUACGCUGGCGACAUGGCCAACCGCUGUCAAGUGGUGGAGGUGCUGAACGAGGGCACGGGCGAGAUGGAGACUCAGUACGGGCUUUCGUCAUCCGGCGAGCCCGUGGCGGCCGCCUACUGCGUGGAGAAGAACCUCUUCGCCCCGUUCACGUUCAACGACCUGCUCACGACGCUGAUCGCCUUCUCGUGUACUGCGCUGGGCGCGGGCGGGGGUAUUGGAGGCGGUGGGUUGCUCGUCCCCAUGUACAUCUUCGCUGGACUGAACCCCAAGCACGCCAUCCCGCUGUCAAAGGUGACGAUUUUCGGCAGCGCGGUGGCCAUGAACCGUCCGCUCAUUGAUUUUGCGCUGGUGGCGCUCAUGGAGCCCAUGACACUGGUUGGCACGGUUUUCGGGGUGAUGCUGAACCACAUUUCCCCCAAUUGGCUCAUUCUGGUGUUGCUAGUGACGCUGAUGUCGUUUAUCACGUACAAUACGGUCCUGAAAGGCAACAAGAUUCAAGACAAAGAGUCAAAGCUGCAGCACGCGCUCGUCAAAUCGACGCUUAUAGGCGGCCCCAAUGGUCGUGGCCGAGGCCGGACGUGGUCAAUCUAUCGGCGGUUCGACGUCGAAGUUGCUGCACGCCACUGGCUCGAGAAAACCCGGAGGGCGCGGAAAGCUCGUCUGGUUCGAGAGGAAGACGAAGAGGACUUCAGUUCGUUGCCUCCACUUAUUGCGCGUAAGGCAAUCGGCUUGGAUCCUCUCGUGGGUGACAAUCGUCGUUUUGGUACAUUCCCGUCGGACGACGAUAAGAAGGCCCAGCGACGCGGCACCAUCGAGCGUCGGGAGGGAAGAGUGCUGCCGUUCGAGUACAUUUGGCCACUAGUAGUGUCCUGGUUCAUCAUUUUGGUGCAGUCGAUUCUCCGUGGCGGCCACGGCGCUCCCAGCGCUAUAGGCGUGGGAUGUAAUUCGUCGGACUACUGGGUGCUCACGCUCAUGCCACUAUCGAUCCUAGUGGGGAUCUCACUGUACGUCGGCUACCGUCUUCGUCUGACGAACCGUUUGAAGGUGGUCAGCGGCUAUUUCUUUGUGGAGGGCGAUAUGCACUGGGUUAAACGACGCACAUUGGUAUUCCCUGCGGUGUGCACAAUUGCUGGAGUGGCUGCUGGUCUGCUGGGUAUUGGUGGGGGCAUGGUCAAGGGCCCCAUCAUGCUCGAAGCCGGCGUCUUGCCUGCGGUUCAAUCCGCGACUGCGAGUUUUAUGAUCCUUUUCACAGCUUCGUCGACGACUCUGCAGUUCGCUAUCAACGGCCAGUUCCCGGGCGAGUUCCAGUUCGACUUCAUGGCGUGGUUGGCGUUCGUUGGCUUUGUCGGCGGAUUUUGUGGUUUGAAGUGCGUCGGGUACUUUGUGAAGAAGUACAGGCGAGAGUCGAUCAUGGUGUACACGUUGGCGGCAACGAUUGGGUUGUCGGCUGUGGCCAUGAGAUUUAUCGGGCUCCAGUCCACGCUGAGUGACAUUGAGAGCGGCGUACACCUCGGCUUCCACGGCAUUUGUGACAACGAAUAA
Phytophthora sojae is the source of this 1743-nucleotide messenger RNA. RefSeq lists its product as hypothetical. NCBI's taxonomy places the organism in Eukaryota, Oomycota, Peronosporomycetes, Peronosporales, Peronosporaceae. The coding region runs from base 1 to 1743 and encodes 580 amino acids. Gene Ontology annotation, cellular component: Cul4A-RING E3 ubiquitin ligase complex; membrane. The transcript has 5 exons. Gene Ontology annotation, biological process: protein ubiquitination. The record is from RefSeq and is a predicted model, not a curated record.